Messenger RNA from Sander lucioperca (pikeperch), 5045 nucleotides. It is a transcript of the gene fnbp1b, whose product is annotated as formin-binding protein 1. Gene Ontology annotation, molecular function: protein binding. The record is from RefSeq and is a predicted model, not a curated record. Gene Ontology annotation, biological process: endocytosis; signal transduction. The coding region runs from base 228 to 2276 and encodes 682 amino acids. The transcript has 18 exons. NCBI's taxonomy places the organism in Eukaryota, Metazoa, Chordata, Actinopteri, Perciformes, Percidae.
UUUUUGUUCUGCCUGCAUUGGGUGCACUUCGAUUGAUGAAUAUAUUCCUUGAUUACCAGGAUAUAUGAUGUGUUUGGAUUCAAUCUUUGCGUUACUAUAUGCAGGAUCUUAAAUCCUGCUUUGCUUGACCAAGAUUUGUUCCUCUGUCGUAUUUCCCUCCUCUAAAAUGGAUUAACUUCGUUCGGAGCUCCUUUUCUCUACUUUGUUGUCUUGUGAAAACCGUGACCAUGUUGCGCCGAAGUGAGUUUUUUGUUUUCAUGGACAGUGUUCGUUCUCUGAAAUCGGAAACGGAGGAGCAAAAGGAAGAGCACCAGCGGAGCCCUUUUGAAGAGUAUCUGCAGGUGCUACUGCAGAUGAAGUUGGCAAGUGCUGAUCAGUUUGACAAUUUGGAGAAGCAUACACAGUGGGGGAUCGAUUUUGUGGAGAAGUACACCAAAUUCGUCAAGGAGAGAUCAGAGAUUGAAACCAACUAUGCAAAACAAAUUAGGAAUUUAUCAAAGAAGUAUCAACCCAAGAAGAACUCACGAGAAGAGGAAGAGAGCAAGUACACCUUCUGUCGAGCCUUCCUGACGUCGCUUAAUGAGUUAAAUGACUAUGCGGGUCAACACGAAGUUAUAGCGGAGAACCUGACGUCUCAAAUCAUCACCGAGCUUUCGCGCUACCUGCAGGACCUCAAGGCCGAGAGAAAAUCGCACUUCCACGAUGGCCGUAAGGCACAGCAGCACAUUGAGAGCUCGUGGAAACAGCUGGAAACGUGUAAAAGAAGGUUUGAGAGGGACUGUAAAGAGGCAGACAGAGCACAGCAAUACUUUGAGAGGAUGGAUGCUGACAUUAACGUGACUAAGGCUGACGUGGAAAAGGCACGACAGCAAGCGCAGGUGAGGCACCAGAUGGCCGCUGACAGUAAGAGUGAAUACUCCUCCUACCUGCAAAAGUUCAACCAGGAGCAGAAUGACCAUUACUUUACAAUUAUCCCCAACAUAUUCCAGAAACUUCAAGACAUGGAGGAGAGAAGAAUUGACAGGAUAGGAGUGUGCAUGAAGACGUUUGCAGACGUGGACCGCCAAGUGCUGCCCAUCGUGGGGAAAUGUUUAGACGGCAUGACGAAAGCCGCCGAGUCCAUCGAGCCCAAGACUGACUCAAAGCAGGUGGUGGAGUCCUUUAAGUCCGGGUUCGAGCCCCCGGGAGAUGUGGAGUUUGAGGAUUAUGGCCAGGCCAUGAAGAGGACGGUGUCUGACACCAGCCUGUCCAACUCCAAAGAGGCCAGGGAGAAGCCUGCCGGCAAGAGCAAGGGCAAACUGUGGCCUUUCAUUAAGAACAAGAACAAGCUUAUGUCCCUGUUAACGUCCCCCCACCAGCCCCCACCUGCCCCCCCAGCCUCAUCCCCGCCCUCACCCUCUGCUGUUCCCAACGACCCCCAGUCUCCCAAGCAGCAAAAGGAGCCCCUCUCCCACCGCCUCAACGACUUCAUGAGCUCCAAACCCAAAAUGCACUGCCUCCGGAGCCUGAGGCGAGGGCUUUCUCUCAAGCUGAUCACACUCAAUUCCCACAUCCGGAAUCUCAUUGAGGGCUCUGGACCAGAGGACUUCAGCCACCUGCCACCAGAACAGAGGAGGAAGAAGCUGCAGGGCAAGAUAGAUGAACUGAAUAAGGACAUUCAGAAAGAGAUGGACCAGAGGGAUGCUCUGACUAAGAUGAGGGAUGUGUACGUGAAGAACCCUCAGAUGGGAGACCCGGCCAGUGUAGACCCCCGGCUAUCAGAAAUAGGCCAGAACAUCGAGAAGCUCCAGUUUGAAGCGCAGAAAUUCGAGGGCUGGUUAGCAGAGGUGGAGGAAAGGAUGCCAUCCAAGAGUGAUACGCACCGGAGAAGUGGACUCUAUGAGACCCAGAACAACACCACAGUGAGCAACAACUGUGCGCAGGACAGAGAGAGGCCCUUGAGCAGCCCGGAUGGCAGCUACACAGAGGAGCAGAAUUCAGAGACUCAGGUCAAAGCCAACAUCAACCCCAUCCCCCCCACCUCCUCCACCCCAGAGUUCGACGACGAGUUUGACGAUGAGGAGACCCUGCCCACCAUCGGGACCUGCAAAGCCUUGUAUCCAUUUGAAGGUCAUAAUGAGGGCACUAUCGCCGUGGCAGAGGGCGAGCUGUUGUACGUGAUAGAAGAGGACAAAGGAGACGGCUGGACACGAGUGCGCAGGAACGAGGACGAAGAGGGAUACGUCCCCUCAUCCUACGUUGAGGUCUUUUUGGAAACAAAUGCCAAAGAUUCCUAAAAGUGUGAGGCUGGCUGAGGAAUGGCAGGGCAAGCAGCCUCGGAGAAACCACCAUGUUCCUCACGCGCUCACAGAGUCAGAGAGAGAAAGUGAGAGAUGACCUGAAUCUAAAAAAAGAGAAAGACGGCCGAUUAGAACGCAUCUCAAUUUCCCAAAAAAAAAAAAACAUUACAAAAACGUAUCAGCAGCGUUGCGCUUCCUCGGCAGAACUCUGCGAUGUGAAGCAACGCUAAGAGAAAUCCAUCUAAAUUUUUAGCGCUCAUAACCUUUUCCAUUCUUAACACUCAUACAGCAGUCACAACCACAGUAUACCAUUUACUUUUUUGUUGUUUUCAGCAAAGCUUUGCUUCUUAAUGUAACUAACUCCGCUUGCACCACGCGCGGUCAUGAACGUGGCUGUCGGCUUCCUCACUCUGAACGCUUCCCCCCACCCUCCCCUCCUGGCCACCACCCCCACCCACACCGCCACGUCUCUUUUUCCUUACCUUAGCCCCCAUUGCACACACACACCAGCGGCGGAGGGUUUGGUCAGAGACAGGACGGAGACCAGCAGGAGCCUUAUACGGACAAAAAGACCAGCUGUCAAACACCUUCAUCCAGCGGUGUGUAUGUGUGUGUGUGUGAGCCAUGCCCUCCUCACUCACUCCUUGACUCAGAAGAGAAUCACCCUGAAGCUUAUCUACCUACAUCUGGGGCUUUAUCAUGGUCACACCUCCCACUAAAAUCAGCUCCAUAUUUACAGAUCUCAGAAGAAGAAGUGAAGGCGCUGAUCAUCUUAUCUGUAUGUUACGUGCUUCUGGUUUAUGUUGUGUGGUUUGUUUGAGCUGAAUAUAUAUAAAAAAAGGUCUUGUUUGUUGUAAUGUCCCAUUUUCUCCACACCACGAUCACCCCCGCACAUCAAGGACCAGCUGGGGAGAUGGAUGCUGGGUCAUUCGCCAUCUUUCUCAUCCUACAGUUCUUGUCUUGUCACUGGUGUCUGUUCCUUUCUCUGACCACACCCUCCCUCGCAUCCACGGCCCUUUCCUUCUGAAGCGGCUCAGGCUAUCCCUUGGCUGCUUUGUGCCCCCCCCCCCACCCCUUUUUUUUUUGCAACAGCCUAAGGCAGGGGGCCUCAGCAAUGUGGUGUGCUGCAUGCUUGCCCUGUCUUCCUCCUCGCCCCUCUGCUGGCAAGCUGGAGUAGGUGGUGGGGGUGUUUGGUCAGCUUACGCCACCCUCGCCUCCAGCCUUUCUGUUCAGUUAACCCUCAUUGCCUGGUCGUACUGUUUGAAUUAACCUGAAUGCUACUGUUUGGGUUCGGUGCCUGUGGUUCCUGUUUUUUGUUUUUGUUUUUUUUAUAGCUCUUUUCUUUUGGUUCAGAAAGCAUGUUUUCCUGUUUUUUUUAACAGCAAGUGAGUGAUAUUCUCCUCUCAGUGUUCCCUAUUUUAAUCUCAAAACUGUCAGUGAAGGAUGAUAGGGACCCCAAAUGUUGUUUUCUGAAUGCUGUUUUGCAUAGGUAGGUCAUGGAUGUCUUGUGCAUUUGUUUUUACUGUAAGUAGGCUACACAGUACAGUAUGUGGGUAAAACAUGUUAGUAUUGUAAGUUUUUGAUCAGUGUCUAACGCAAGUUCUUGUUAGUUUCCAGUCAAUCAACCUUGUGGAAAUGUCUUCACUCGGUCCAAGCAACACUUUAACCAAAAAAAAACAAAAAAAACAUGAUUUAUACCUGAUGUUUUUAGGAUGGUUCCACCUAAACUGUCUACUGUAUAUGAAAAUAUACUGCGAUCCAUAUUUUCCUGUGAGUUUGUGACUGAAAUGAGAACCAGAAUCACCUGUUUUUAAGUUUCUGAGAGAAAGGAUGAUACUGACGUUAGCUGUGGUAUUAUGAAAGGAUUAAGAUGUGAUUAUCUCAAAAGUUGGGUGGGAAAAUGUUUUUAUAAUCAUACGAGAGAAAUCAUGUCCACUGAUUCCCCCCUCCCCCCCUUGCUCAUCAAUGGCACAUAAUGUACAUGAUUUUAACAUUUUUUUGUUUGUUUUAUAUUUGAUGAUGUUGAGUUGAGAUUCACCUUUCUUUUUUGUUUUGAAAGCCGGAAGUCUAUGUUGUAGCUUAUUCUGCCUGAAUGGGACUAAAAUCCCUAAACUGCAAAUAUGAGUAACAAUUAAAUUGUUUUGAAUGAAUCCAUUCUUAAAAAAAUAUCCAUCUUAUCCAGCAUGUUAGGAGCACUUCUUAAAUGGAGGAGUGAUGAACACUUUGACCAUUUGGACUCUUGAUGAAAUGAUCAAAUCUCUGCUGAAUCAAGCUUAAAAGUACCACUUUGCUUUUCACCACCCAUCGCUCAAUAUGUCAAGAUAUCAAACAAGCCACUUUUGUUUCAUUUUUUUUUCCAAUGAUAGAUCUGAUGAGGCACAGAUCACCGCUUUGAGGGCAGCAGUAGCUUUAUAGCAGCCGUCUGCCUGCCGGUGCUCUGCAACGAAACCACCACAAACCUUUUAGGCGAUGCCCCUGGAAUAACCUGCCUGUACAGUGGAAAUGGCACGUUGGAAUUAGAGAAUAUAUAUAUGAAUAUAUAAAUAAAGUUUAAAAAGGAAAACAUCUAUUUUAACUAUUGAGAGUCUUACAAAUUACUUUAUCUGCUUUGCAAAGUAAGACUUCUUUUCCUUUGUAAGGUCUACCAAAUGGUGUGUUUUUGCACUUUUUCGUUUUGUUCCAUUUGGUAGCCCAUGCUUGUGUUUUGGAGCACUGAAUACUUCGUAUUGUGUUUACCGUGCCAAUUAAAUAUGCCUGGAAAGUUAA